Molecule: messenger RNA, 3484 nt
Organism: Ceratina calcarata
Lineage: Eukaryota; Metazoa; Arthropoda; Insecta; Hymenoptera; Apidae
Product: glutamic acid-rich protein
Exons: 3
Coding region: 263-610 (115 amino acids)
Source: RefSeq, a predicted model, not a curated record
GCGCUAUUCGCGCCACAGUCGUCAGUACACGACACUCUCCACUCCUGACUGGUUCGACUCUGUCUCACCCUCCUUUCCCCUCUUUCUCUCGCCCCUCUGCCCCCUUGGGUUUUCGCCUGACGACGCUGCUCUCUCGGGCAUUUCGCCGGAAACCGACGCCGCGCGAGGACACGGAGUUUCGUUACGUGUACACAACAGCCUGUCUUUUUUCCACCGUUUAUAAGCAGUCACGCAGGCAUCUUGCCCAACGCAUCAGUCCACCAUGAGCAGCAAGGAAAACAACGAGGUCGCCGUUGAGAAGGUGACUGAGAACGACAAGGCUUCCGGGGACGCGAAGUGUGAGAUCAAAGGCAUGAAGAGGCCAGCUGAGGAAAAGAACGACGAAACAAAAAAACAGAAAAAGGAAGAGAACGGUGACGGAGAAGUUGAAGAAGAGGAGAUAGAAGAGGAGGUCGAAGAGGAGGAAGAAGUCGAUGGUGACGGCGAAGAAGAUGAUGAAGAUGACGACAUACCAGAAGGCGAAGAAGAUUUGGAAGAAGGUGAAGAUGAAGAGGAGGACGAGGGCGAGGGUGAAGUAGAAGAAGUAGAAGAUGAGGAGGAAGACGCAUAAUGAAAAAAGGUGAAGGUGUAUGUAAGUAAGAAGGGAGGUAGGCAUACGGCACCGUCGUCGAUCUUCUUCGGCAGUCUUCUCAGCAAACACUUACUCUCAUAUUGAGUGGUUGGUAGCAAUGUUGAAAUACCCAUCGUGCCCAGAGCCUCCCGACCUACGAGAUAAAAAUUACCACCUCACCGGAGUUGUGGCGGGCUGACACAAAUUAGAGAGACGCAGUCCCGAUCCUACUGUCUUGGCUCUUCGCAAUUCUGGUAGUCUAGCCAUCACCAAAUGCUAAAUUAGGUAGUUUGAAUGAGAACCGUGGAUUCGUCGCGCGGAGUCGUGAAAUAAUCCCCCCGUACGCGUCGAUUCCCUUUAAUAUCUAAGUCUUUCGUGCGCAGUCGUACGUUCGCGUUAACACGGACGCCGCAGGUACGGCACGGACUCCCAAGGCGAAUUUAUCGUCUCAUCCAAACUGCCUACUAACUGGUAUUUGCCGUCAUCUGGCUUUCUUCGCGGGACAGUUUUGUAAUGGAAACUUAUUUAAGAUAUAAAAAGCUCUAUUGUAUUUAAAUAGUGUAAAAUGAACAUUUGCGGGUGAUGAUUUUUUUACAUUUGAAAACAAAUUUGCGUUUGUAGUUCGGCAGAAUGUCUCUCACCUUGUGCGCGUGAUUGAUUUUCCUUUUCGACAUUCAACCGUGUAUUUGCAAUGACGUUGCAGGAGCGGGGGCGGUUCGACGAUAUAUACGAUGAAUAAAAUGAUUCAAGUGGCGUAAAAGAACAAAAAUAGCAAAUAAAUAAAUAAAUAUAUAAAGGGCAUCUCUCGGCAUUCGACGUAUAAAAUAAAAUUGAGAUAAAAAGUCUCGCUCCGCGCUCCUGAUCGAUCCGGGAACCGGAAUUAAGGUUGAUACAACGCUCGCGCCAGGCAGUGUGGAUGAGUAAUGUGUGACUUUAACAUUGCAUAAUAAUUAUACAUAGCAUGUAUAAAGUUUAUGGAGUAAGAAACAUUUUAUUAUUAACGAUAAUAUUAUGUAAACGUAAUGUAACGUGGAGAGGUUGUUACAAUUUAGGGUUGGAGUAUACAGAGUAGGGAGAGUAUUUUUUAUUUUACGAAACGCAAUUUAUUUUGCAGAGCAACAUUUUUAUUUCUUUCAAACUACUAUUCCAUUUGUUCAGUGUUCGAGUUCUUAGUUUUUUAGUUUUAUUUAAAACGACUUUAAAACUGUAGCCACGUAGCGCAUUUCAAAAGGAUAUCGUCGAAGGGGAAACGGUGCGAUUUGCAAAAAGUUACCGAUAGUCAUUGCAGCGAAGCUAACGGGUACAACUCUCCCUAUUCGAUCGCACUCGUUCGACCAUGAUUCAUUUCUAUCUUACGUACUAUGGUUUUACUUUUCUCCUCAUUGUCACGAACCGCUCGAGCAAUGAUUCGCCGACUGUCGCAGAGCGAGGGGCAGUAACGUUCUUCCGUUGUGUGUACCAUGUAUUCCCGUGCGCUCGAUUUAACCUUACUCAUAACGUACCCAUAACAUAUUCAUUAUGUUACAGUCUUGACGAAUUACGAUUACGUUUACCUGAUUUCUGAUUAUUACCAAAUGGAUGAAUGAUACUUGUGCUCUUGUGCCAGAGUCGGUGGAUCCUUGUUACGUGAAUAGUCCAUAGUCGUCGCUUGUUUCGGGAGACUGGUAGACAAGACAAGAAAGGGUGAAGAGACAUUGCGGUUAAGAUACCAUUGUACCAUAGCUGCAUAAUAAAUAAAGGUAACGAUAAUUUGAAUGCGAGACGAUGUCCCACGUUUUAAUGUACAAAUAUUUUCGAAUGAGAUAGUUAAAUAAAACGCAGUUAGACCAGAGAAACUGAUUCGUUCUCGUAAGUAGUAAUGGGUUUGACCAUCCGGAGACAAAUUACAGUAAUGGCAGUAUUUCAAGAAGAAAAGAUAAAGGAAACUGCUGUUUGUCGACUGAAUCCUGUUGCACCGAAUUCAAGGAGACGGAGUGGACUGCGUGCGCGAUUAUACGUCAAGAAUUAAAGCCUGAUCUGUUCGGUGUUGAGCUAUGAAACGUAGUAGAAGACAAAAUUCCAGUCAGAUUAUCGUGGAACGAUGAAUGGAUACGAUUUAUUGGAUCGUUCGCAGGCCAUGCCAUCUCUGAAGAAGAAAGAAAAAAAAGUGAAACUCUGUUACUCUACGGUUUUAUACACAAUCUGUGCUGCUGUAUUUACACGUGUUCACUUCAAGAUAGUAUUUUGACGAUCACGUUGACAAAGAACUAUCUUUAAGUACAGGUGCCUGAGCAAAAAAAUGAGUACUUUAGCGUUCAUAGUAUACAAUACUAUACACUAUAAGCAUAGGUCCGUUUAAUUUUAUUGAUAUACAAAAUAUCGAGCCCCGUUUGCAGCGUGUCCAAAUAAUAAGAUUCACGGAUUGGACUUGCGUCCUGUACUGUCACGAGCCCAGGGAUCGCGGUACUCUUCUCUGCUCCCGGUACUCGACGCGACUCCGACUAUUAUUCACUGGUGCUAACGGGUCUUAAAACAAUCAGGCUGAUCGCCCAGAUACCGUUACAUCCCUACGUUUGUUAGGUAAGCACUGAAAAGAAGAUAAAUAAAAAAGGAAUUUAAGAAUCCUAACGAGUCUGGUAAUUGAAACGUGUCACGAUUUAAACGUAAACGAAGAAAAAAAGAAAAAAAAGAAACCUUAGGCUAAGAAUUUGGUUUGUGUUCAUAAAUCUUGUUCAAACUACUUUUGUACAGGAUACCAUCGCAUCAUCACUUUCGACGUUUAAAGAAAAGAAAGAAAACGAAUAACAAUAACUGAUGCCACAGACUAUAUUUCUGCCCAUUCCAUCAGAAUUGAACUUUCAUUGUAUUUUUAAGUAAAUACAUUUUGGAAAACAA